CAUGUUCAGUGUCACUAUAUGACAGUGAAAUCACAUCAAAAUGACUAAAGUACUGUUUGCCAUCGUCCUCACGAUGAUCACAUUCGCUGUAGUACUAUCUGCCAGUACUAAGGAAGCUAUGACCACGACUAUGUCUGACCAGGUUAACAGCAUUGAUGUGGAUGUCUUAGCUGUUAUGGACAUGUGCAAUGAUAGCUACAGAAUUGAUCCAACUUAUUUACAAGCAUUAAAUGAGAGCGGGAGCUUCAUUGAUGAAACCGACAAGACGCCAAAGUGUUUCAUCCGCUGUGUAUUCGAAAACGUGGGCAUUGUAUCAGAAGAUGGUAAGCAGUUCAAUCCAGCGAGAGCUGCUGUCAUCUUUGCUGGAGAACGCAAUGGAAAGCCUAUGGAAGACAUCGCUGACAUGACUGCACUGUGUGCAACAGAUAGACAGGAAACCUGCCCCUGCGACAGAUCAUACAAGUUCCUAAGAUGCCUGAUGUCGAUGGAAAUUGAAAGAUACGAGAAAUCUUAAAUGGACAGGGAUACCUCUUUGUAACAAAUGCCGCCCUAGUACCUUUUACAACUAUGUGAAAUAUUCAACCUCGCAAUAACUUAGUAGUAGAAUAGUAAGUAGUCCAUGUUAUAAAUUAUACUGAAUAAUAAAAGUACUUUAAAAGUUAA
Messenger RNA from Spodoptera litura, 663 nucleotides. It is a transcript of the gene Obp84a, whose product is annotated as Odorant-binding protein 84a. Lineage: Eukaryota; Metazoa; Arthropoda; Insecta; Lepidoptera; Noctuidae. The record is from RefSeq and is a predicted model, not a curated record. Gene Ontology annotation, molecular function: odorant binding.